ACACUACUCCGAAUUAUUGGGCGGGUCUUAUUUCCGUCAUCGUGUUAUCGACCAAUCAGAACGCUCCGUGUAUCACGCAGCGCCGCGGGUCAGAGUUCGGAGGUUGACAGGCAGGGUUAUGGUGGAGGUGCUGAUACAUUGGUGGGGUUGACGUGAUUCGAGGGGAAAUAACCAAACCAGCAGAACAAAUUUGACUAUCAGAACCAGCCGAAGAGCGGAAAAGCGUUUGCCGAAGCGGAACCAGCAGCUGUAGUGAAAGCGGAAAGCCGAGAAUCGCUCCUCCGGUGCGGCGGAGCCACUCGAAUCUUCGCCCUGAUUUCUCCCGUAGGAUCGGCGCUCAUGGCGCUCCUGUACGGCCUGCUGUGGCGGCUCCUGCUCGCUCUGCUCCGCAUCAAGAGAGCGCUCGUCUCGUGGCUCCGAGCCCGCCUCCGGAACCGCAGCGGCAGCUUGUGGGAGCGGGUGGUGGCGGCGCUGCUCCUGCCUGCGGCUCUGUCGACGGACUCCCAGAAGAAGUUAGAGCGGAGCCCCGUGAACGGCAGCCGCGCCGACAGCCGCCGGGCGCAGUGGUUGGCGGACGGCAGAGCUCUUGAGAAGUUGCCGGUGCACGUCGGGCUGAUGGUGGCCGAGGAAGAGCCCAGCUUCACGGACAUCGCGAACCUGGUGGUGUGGUGCAUGGCCGUCGGUGUGUCCUACGUCAGCGUCUACGAUCAUCACGGUGUCUUCCACAAAAACAACUCCCGUCUGCAGGAGGAAAUCGUGAGGCAGCAGCAGAACCUGCUGGGUCUGGAUGGGUCCAAAUACAACGUCGAGUUUCUGAGUAACGGCGGAGACGAGCACCAGCACUGUGUUGUGUCCUGCAGACCCACCGUGAAAGUCUUGUCUCCUGAAGAUGGGAAGCACAGCAUCGUUCAGGCAGCCAGGAAGCUCUGCCACUCGGUGGAGAACAAGGAGAGGAGCUCCAAAGACAUCAGUGUGUCCAUGCUGGACGUCAUGCUCAGAGAAUCCAAAAACAUUACCGACCCGGAGCUGGUGGUGAAGUUUGGUCCGGUCAACAGCACGCUCGGCUUCCUGCCCUGGCACAUCCGACUCACAGAGUUCGUCUCGGUGCCAUCACACAGAAACGUGUCAUACGAGGACCUGUACGGCGCCUUGCAGCGCUACGGCGUCUGCCAGCAGCGACUCGGACAGUGACGAGUUUUUGUAGAGGAGUCUGGAUAGACGUUGAGCCGUCCUUUCUUAUCUACCGUGUAUCCACGACUGUUUGAGCCAUGGCGACCAGUGAGCGUGAGACCGGCACUCUCUUGUUGUCAAAUGGACUCCCCUCUUGGGAUGUUUGGAGCACGCUCGAUUAAUCAGCAAGGUUGCUGACAACAGAGACCAGCUGUCAUCCUCACGGCCUUCAUCUGUCCAUCUGCUGCUGACCGAGCAGUGUGAAGGAAGAGGAGGCGUGGCCAUCCCUCUCCUCUUCCUCACAGAUGACAAAGACUCACCUGACCAGCAGAUGAAGGGUGAUCGGUGUGUAAAUAAGACUGACUGUUGUGUUGACCUGUUUGGUUUCUGCUGGAGUGGUGUUUAAAUAAAAUGAAGCGCCUCCUGUCCCCA
Molecule: messenger RNA, 1602 nt
Organism: Oryzias melastigma (Indian medaka)
Lineage: Eukaryota; Metazoa; Chordata; Actinopteri; Beloniformes; Adrianichthyidae
Gene: nus1
Product: NUS1 dehydrodolichyl diphosphate synthase subunit
Exons: 5
Coding region: 340-1191 (283 amino acids)
Cellular component (GO): dehydrodolichyl diphosphate synthase complex; endoplasmic reticulum membrane
Molecular function (GO): ditrans,polycis-polyprenyl diphosphate synthase [(2E,6E)-farnesyl diphosphate specific] activity
Source: RefSeq, a predicted model, not a curated record